ACAUUAAGAAUUUCUAUUUUUCAGAUUAAUUCUUACCUCUGACCAGCCUUCAGGUUAUAGUUGAAGGAUGGGUCCUCUGGACCGAGGUUUGUAUAUUGUAGAGGCGGAGAUAUCCGUCCUCCUAACCUCUAUGAGAAGAGGAAACCUCUGGAGUUCGAACACUAACCAGGACGCAAACACGGAGAACUUGAUCAAAGAGUUCUCCGCUCUCAAGAAGUCCCUCGGCACUGUCAACAGCUUCUCUGAGCUGGACACCGUUGAGUUCCUGAUGCCUUUCCUUGACGUGAUCAGGUCCGAGGAUGUUACCGGUCAUGUGACCGGGCUGGCUCUAACGGCGGUCAAUAAAUUCCUGGCUUAUGAUAUGAUUGAUGCUGACAAACCCAAUGUGAGUAGUGCAGUCGAAAAUUUGGCCGAUGCAGUCACACACGCAAGGUUUGUUGGAAGUGACCCUGGGUCUGACGAGGUCAUCCUUCUCAAGAUUCUUGACGUCCUCAAGAUCUUAAUUCUCAGCAAGGUCGGCCUCCUCCUCACUAACGAGAGUAUCUGUGAGAUCAUGCAGUCCACACUAAGGAUUUGCUUUGAGCCAAGACUGAGUGAAUUAUUGCGGAAAACUGCACAGAACUGUUUGAUGGAUAUGGUUCAGCUACUUUAUACUAGACUCCCAACCUUCACAGAGAAUCAGAAACCUCUUCUCAAGAAACUAAAAAUGAGAUCUUUAGCGGGAGAUAAGACAAAAAGAAAGUCCAAGGUUCGUGUGAAGAAAGCCGUCUCUCCUAGCUCUAGUUCUGGAUUGAACAAGUCUCCGUCUUUAUCAAGUUUAAAUAGUUCAACAACUGGACUUUUACAAAGUGAAGAAGUAACUAGUCCAACCACACCCACUUCUCCUAGCGGCAGCUACUUUGCAGGGGGCGGAGCAGUGCUCGCCAGAUCUCCAGUUGGAAGUGUGGCGGAUCUCUCCGUUGUUUCUGACACUGAGGCCCUGACAAGUGAUACUGAACUGAGCUUGGAUCCAACAAUCAAUGGAAUUGUCAAGAUAAAUCCGGAACAAUCCUCUCAGGCUGGAACUGAACCGACCGGACCGGAGUCUGUGGAGAUACACGUGACCUCUCCGGAGGGAACUGUCCGUCCUCCGGGAGGUCCGGUUGAGUCUGACUCAGGGUACCUCGCAAAGGUGGAUGAGGAUGGUUCAACUCCUGACACUGAGCAAGUUGAAGCUCGACAGUUUACCAAUGAAGCAGGAACAGGAGUAACCUUUACGAGUACAGUAGAUACAGUGGAUUCAAACGGGGCUCUCAUUCCCUACGGUCUACCCGCUGUAUACGAACUUCUCAGGUUUCUGUCGUCGUUGAUUAACAUCAACGAUCCUCAGAACACCGAGCAGCAGAUACAGAUAGGACUCAGCUUGGUUAUCUGUGCACUUGAGGUUGGAGUGGAAAGCAUGGAGAAGUUUCCAAGUUUAAUGAGCCUGGUUAAAGACGACCUCUGUAGGAAUUUGAUUGUACUGCUGGCAAGUGAAAGGAUUGGAAUGUUCUCAGCAUCUCUAAGGUGCUGCUACCUCGUGUUCUCGAGCUUGCGAUCCCACCUCAAGUUACAGCUGGAGCAGUUCCUUGUUAAGCUCUGUGAACUGGUCGGAUCAGAGUCAUCCAGGGUCUCUUAUGAGCACAGAGAACUCGCACUAGAACAAAUAGUUUUGAUGUACAAGAUGCCCGGGUUCAUUACAGAGGUUUAUCUCAACUACGAUUGUGGAUUGUAUACACACAAUCUGUUCGAGGAUCUUACUAAAGUAUUAUCUAAGAACGCCUACCCCGUGGCUGGUCUAAUGAGUACCCAUCACCUCGCCCUGGAGGCUCUUCUUGUAGUUCUAGAGAGUAUUGAACGCCAAUGCCAGCGGAGGAUAUCUGACAGGGUGCCUCAACCUCCACUAUACCAACAGAAUACAGGAUUGGACAGCUCUAGAUCAGAUUCAUUGACAAAGGUUGCCGGUACCAUCUCAAUGAUGAACAAGAGCUCAGGUCACAUUUUUGCAACUAACUCGAAAUCGCCAACACCGAUUGACAGCUCUCCAGUGAAGAUGGCGUCCCUAGUUCCAACACAUGAGAACCUGAUGGCGAUCAAGCAUAAGAAGAAGCUUCUCUCCACCGGUACAGAGCAGUUCAACAUGAAGCCCAGCAAGGGUAUUGAAUAUCUCCAAGAGAACCGUCUCCUCUCUAAACCAACCGAUCCUAUGGAGGUCGGACGCUUUCUCCGGGAGAACCCGCACCUCUGCAAGAAUAUGAUUGGAGAGUAUAUCUCCAACAAGAAGAACUUAGAUGUUCUUAAAGCGUUCGUCAAAUCCUUUGAUUUCCGUGGAUUAAGAAUUGACGAGGCGCUCCGGCAGUUUCUCCAGUCCUUCAGACUACCUGGAGAAGCUCCACUUAUUUCUAUGAUAAUGGAGAUCUUUGGAGAGCAUUGGCAUAUUAGUAACGACGAAUGUUUGGUUGAUGCUGAUGCCCCGUAUACCCUGGCCUACGCAGUUAUUAUGCUCAACACAGAUCAACAUAAUCCUAACGCUAGCAAACAAAAUGUUCCAAUGACCAAUGAUCAGUUUGUGAAGAAUCUGCGUGGAACGAAUGGUGGUGGAGAUCACGAUCCUGAGAUGUUAUCUGAGAUCUACCAGGCGAUCAAGGAGGAUGAGAUCGUUAUGCCAGCAGAACAGAAAGGAUUAGUUAAAGAGAACUAUUUGUGGAAACUACUGUUACGACGAGGGUCUUCUUCUCAUGAACCUGAAGUUCUACGACGUGCUCUGGAUGGAUUCUCUAAGUGCGCGAUGGUUGCUGCGCACUACGCAAUGUCUGAUGUGUUGGACAACCUGGUGAUCUCCUUGACCAAGUUCACGACCCUCCUCAGCACCAACGAGACUCCUGAGAACUUCAAGAUUAUCUACGGAGGGAACAACAAGGCGCUUCUUGCCACACGGGCAGUUUUUAGUCUCACGCAUAAGUAUGGAGAUAUACUACGGGAGGGAUGGAGGAAUCUGGUUGAGUGCCUACUGCAGAUGUUUAAGUGUCAACUCCUCCCACCUUCUCUAAUGGAAUCGGAGGACUAUAUUGAGUCCUCUGGCAGGGUUUGUUUGUUCCGUGAGGAUAUUCCUCGUGAGAAGGCUGAUAGUGGACUCAUCAACUCCUUGGUAUCCUUCAUCGUAGCAUCCAGUGAGGCUCCCAGGACUCUUUCUAGAGAGGAAGAGGAUUGUAUAGAUAUUGCUAAGAAAACAGUAUCUGAAUGUCACCCGGAGCACUUGUUAACCGAAUCAAAGUUCCUUCUUACAGAGUCUUUACAAGAAUUAAUGAGGUUCCUGAUAUCUGGGUCUAGUCUGGACUCUGGGGAUGACAAGGCUGACCACCGUGCUACACUUUUCUACCUGGAGAUUAUUACACGGAUAACUAUUGCUAACAAAGACAGGGUGAUGAUAAUAUGGAGAGGAGUGUCUGAUCACAUCUCCAGGCUUAUCAGUGCUACAGCUCCUACCCUGGAUACUCUCUUCCAACUAGAGAGAGCUGUCACAGCUGUACUCAGGCUAGCUGUCAGAUUGGCGAGGAAGGAAGAGAUUGCCUCCACGGUGGUUCAAUCCUUGAAGAUAUUACUGGCGAUGAAACCAGGGUCUAUUUUUCAUGUUUCUAAACAGGUGAGUUACGGUCUCCAUGAUUUGCUGCGCAACAAUGCCGCAAAUAUUCACUCUGCUGAGGACUGGUCUGUCGUCUUUAGUCUGCUAGAGGUUGUUGGAGCCGGAGCUAGUCCAGAUUUACCUUCAUCAGGGCUAGGAACUGAUGAGGACAGUGGUCAAGGAGGUGAGAGUGAGGAUGGUGGAGGACGGGAUAGAGCUGAAAGCGGAGGAUGGAUUGAUCUUGGUAAAGAUGACAAGAAACUAUUGGAUCGGAAGCGUAGCAGUGAGCUGGUGGAGAGGAAGUACAGUAUUGUGCACACCAGACAGAUUGUUAUGCACGACUCUAUAUCCUUCCUCAAGUCCUGUGAAUCCCUCUCCUUCCUUGUCCGGGACGUGGUUCAUAUUACUCCGGAGAACUUUCACACUUGUGUUGCAGCUAUACGCACCUUUGUGGAGGCUAGUUACAAGGGGGAGCUGACAACUGUGCGCUCGGAUUUGACCUCCAGGGGGCGCGUGUCAGAGCGUCCUCUACCGAAGAGCAGUGUGAAGAGGACGCCAAAGAACAGAAAUCCUCCGAUUCGACGGAUCCGGUCCGAACCCAGGAAUAUGGAUUAUGAUGCAGAUGAGGAGGAGGAAGAUGAGCUGAUAGGAGAGUAUACUCAUGUUACAAUGCAGCUUCUAGACCUCAUGCAUACACUUCAUACACGUGCUGCUGAUGUUCAUGAAGCGUGGGCCCAGGAGGGAGGAGGAGGAGGAGGUGAAGGAGAUCUAUGGGAUACAGCAUGGUGUCCUGUACUACAAGGUAUGGCGAGAUUGUGUUGUGAUAGAAGAGCUGAGAUUAGAACCCAGGCUCUUACUUUACUCCAGCGCUCUCUUCUUAUACCAGAUCUCCAAGUUCUCCAACCAACACAGUGGGAGUUCUGCUUUCUCCGGGUACUGUUCCCUAUGCUGCGUAAGCUCCUAGAGCCAGGUUCUGGACCAGGUUCUAUGACAGUAUCAGGACGGGAGGAGACUAAACUCCGUGCUGCCAUGAUGCUGAGCAAAGUAUUUCUUCAGCAUCUUGGUCCUCUCUCCUCCCUUCCAACCUUCGCAGCUCUUUGGUUGACAAUUCUAGAUUUUAUAUCUCAGUUUGUUUCUACAGCUAGCACUGAUCUUCUGUCUGAUGCUUUACCCGAGAGUUUAAAGAAUAUGCUCCUUGUUAUGGAUACCAGCGGGAAACCUUUAUUCUUCUCCGAGGAGACUGGAGAACCUACUCCACUAUGGAUUGUUACCUGGGAGAAAAUAGAUACCUUCCUCCCGACACUGAGACAAGAGACGUUUGGAGAUUUAAAGACAAGGCGGGGAUCUAAACCUAAUCCACCAGCUGACAAAGUUGAGAACUCUUACCCAGCUUCUCUUAACGAAGCUCCAGUAGAACCGAGUUCACUUCCCAGUGGAGACAAUUUUGAUUCUAAGGAAAAAGUUGAAAGCGAUUCUGUUGAAUCCAUCCCUCCUUUGGAGAUAUCAGCGGAGCAAGGUGAACACUACGACGCCAAACCUGAACUAGAGAAAGGUGUCCCCGUAGCAAUCCAAGCUUUGUCUGAGAAUGAACCUGGUCCUGCUCAGGAGCCACUUCUUGAAGUUUCUAAUCAAGAAUCCACGAUUCAACCUCAAUCAGAAGCUUCGGCAGCCGCUGCUUUCGAACCCACAGAUGCUACUGCUCCGGGAGCUGUUCUUCCUGAACCUCCCGUAGCAACAGGGAUAGCCAGUUACUUUUUCAGCUCCGUUAUCUCCAGCCAGCCCUUUAGUGUAGUUGAUCCAGGAGUAGGUGCCAGGGAUAAAUUCCCAUCUCUACCUGUAAAUCUGAACACACAGGGAACUGUUGUAUCAACCCAGGGUUCUACACUGAACCUGCAAGGAACAAGGGUAGGACCAGGAUUUCAAUCCCCAACAUCUCCAGGUCCAACUUCACCCAUCGGUUCCCCGAUCAUCUCCAGCUCUGCCUUUAGUCUCCCAACCUCUCCAUCUCAUCCCAGUUCCAGUCCUAACAUUCUCUUCUCUCCUAUAGUUCCUGCUCCAGGUCCUAUUGGAAACUCUCCCAUAGCUGCUCCAACCCCUGUUAUCCCUAACUCAUCCAACCCUGUGAUAACACCUUUAGUAUCCAACAACAUGAUCGGCUCCAGUAUUCAAUCAACUGCAUUUUCUCCAACCAACCCUCUGUUCCUCCCUACUGCUCCUCUCCCUCCAUUUCCCACAAGUGUGUCUCCUCCCAACCCUCCAGAGUAAAUAUUUCAAAUUCCCCUGACCCUGUGAAGUGUUAAGUGUUGACCCUCAAAUAUCUGUGAUGUGCAAUUCUUAAGUUGUCAAAACCAAUCCUACUGUUGACAUUUCUCCAGGCUCUGAUUCAAUGUAAAUUCAACAACCAGUAGAAUCCACUCUACAAUAGAAUAGAGAAUUUAAAUCAUUUGUCCACUACAUUAUAUGGUUUUAUAUGUUGGGUUAAAUUUUAAAUUUUUAGCCAUGGAGCUUUACACUUCACUAGCUGGAAAUAAAAGAAUAAUGUAUUCAAAUGCAUAUAGACCACUUCUGCACUUUUUUUGUGAUAAAGUAAGACUAUAAUUUAAUUUUUUUGGAACAUUUUCAGAAACAAUUUUCGAUAAAAUAACUUUUGAGUCUAUUCAUUCCAAUGAUUUUGUAUGCAAUAUAUUAGCCUGUUAGGUAUCUAAAUUAAAUUUAGUUUUUGAUCUAAACAGUUUUGUUGCGUAUACUGUAUAUUUAUCCAAUCGAGUUGACCAGCUUAUCGACCAGCCGCGUGGCCGCAGAUUUUCUUUUUUUAAUGUUUGAACAAAUAUUUAUGUUUAUGAUAUUUUAUUUAAAAUAAAAGUUUAUCAGGAU
Messenger RNA from Eurytemora carolleeae, 6514 nucleotides. RefSeq names its product Golgi-specific brefeldin A-resistance guanine nucleotide exchange factor 1 (gene garz). NCBI's taxonomy places the organism in Eukaryota, Metazoa, Arthropoda, Copepoda, Calanoida, Temoridae. The transcript is spliced from 33 exons. The record is from RefSeq and is a predicted model, not a curated record. Gene Ontology annotation, biological process: regulation of ARF protein signal transduction. The coding region runs from base 68 to 5905 and encodes 1945 amino acids. Gene Ontology annotation, molecular function: guanyl-nucleotide exchange factor activity.